UUAUUAUUUAAAUAUUUAAAAAAUGUUUAUUCAGCGGCGCGGAUUUUAUCAUAAAACUAAAUAAUUAAAUAUUUUAUCUUGUGGUCGUAAUUAUAAUCACGACAUGGCAUCUCGCAGAUGGUUUCAUCCCAACAUAUCAGGAUUAGAGGCCGAACGUUUAUUGAUGGAACGAGGCUAUGACAGUUCAUUUCUUGCACGUCCAAGUUCUUCUAAUCCUGGUGAUUUUACUCUUUCAGUAAGAAGGAAUAGCGAAGUAACUCACAUUAAAAUUCAAAAUACUGGUGACUUUUACGAUUUGUAUGGUGGUGAAAAAUUUGCAACCCUGUCAGAACUCGUGCAGUAUUAUAUGGAAAAUGGGGGACAGUUGCGUGAAAAAAAUGGUGAAGUUAUUGAAUUAAAGUAUCCACUGAAUUGUGCUGAUCCUACGACAGAGAGGUGGUUUCACGGACACUUGUCAGCUAAAGAAGCUGAGAGGUUGAUGCUCGAACGGGGUAAAAAUGGAUCUUUUUUGGUGCGAGAGUCUCAAAGUAAACCGGGUGAUUUUGUAUUGUCUGUACGUACGGACGAUCGCGUUACACAUGUUAUGAUUCGUUAUCAGGAUAAUAAAUAUGAUGUUGGUGGUGGUGAAAAAUUUGAUAGUUUAAGCGACCUUAUUGAGCAUUAUAAACGCAAUCCAAUGGUUGAAACAAGUGGCAGUGUAGUACAUUUACGACAACCAUUUAAUGCAACUCGUAUUAAUGCCAGUGGCAUUGAAAGUCGAGUAAGACAAUUACACAAAGAAAAUGGUUCGUCAAAUGGUUGGACGAGCUGGAAUGGCGCACCAGGAAGUGAUGAAUCUGGAUCGGGACGUGGUAAAGGUAAAGCUGGUUUCUGGGAAGAAUUCGAAUCUCUUCAGCAACUUGAAUGCCGCCAUUUAUUCUCACGCAAGGAAGGAUUGAGGCCGGAGAAUCGUGCAAAAAAUCGUUAUAAAAAUAUUUUACCUUUCGAUCACACGAGAGUGAAACUUAAAGAUGUAGAUCCCAAUGUUCCUGGGGCAGAUUAUAUUAACGCUAAUUACAUUAAGAAUGAAGAAAGAGAGGGUUCGGGGACCGGUACUGUGGCCAGUAAUGACUCUUUAGCAUUUAAUAAAUGUUAUAUUGCAACUCAAGGUUGUCUUCCUAAUACAAUUCAAGACUUUUGGCAUAUGGUUUAUCAAGAGAAUACUCAAGUUAUUGUAAUGACCACUAAAGAAAUGGAACGGGGAAAGAACAAGUGUGCUAGAUACUGGCCGGAAGAAGGUGAAGCUGCUGAAUACGGUAAUGAAUGGAAAGUUCGUGCGCUCGCACGUACAUCAACAGCUGAUUAUACGCUGCGUGAAUUUCUUUUACAAGGAAACAAACCUAAUUUCUCAGAGCCUAGGAGAAUUUAUCAUUAUCAUUUUCAGGCAUGGCCUGAUCAUGGUGUACCUUCGGACCCAGGUUGUGUACUAAAUUUUCUUCAUGAUGUUAACGCACGACAAGAUUCAAUUGCAGCCUCGCUUAGCUCAAAUGGCCAAACACCAGCACAUGUUGGUCCUAUUCUCGUUCAUUGUAGCGCGGGAAUCGGACGAACUGGUACAUUUAUCGUCAUUGAUAUGAUUUUAGAUCAAAUUAAACAACACGGCUUGGACUGUGAAAUAGAUAUUCAGCGUACAAUUCAACGAGUUAGAUCUCAACGAUCUGGAAUGGUACAAACAGAAGCGCAGUAUAAAUUUGUUUAUCUCGCUGUACUGCAUUAUAUUGAGACUGCAACACAAAGGAGACAAGCAGAACAGAAAUCUCUUCAAUUUGGCCGUGAGUACACGAAUAUACGUUAUAAGAGUGAAACAAAUUCCUUAAGCACAAGUUUAAAUGAAAAUUCAGCGUUUGUUCAAACACCGACCUUAGCAACGACAAAUAAUUUCACACUUCCAUCUCCUGUCACCAGUCUAAGACCUAAGUAGUUGUUAGUUAAUAUAUUUGCAAUUUAUUUAUAUAAAUAUUAAUACACAAAAAAACAACAACAGGCUCUGAUGAUUAUGGUAAUGGUAAUAAUUGUACAUCCACGUUCAAAUUAUUUAGUUUUUUUUUCUCUAUAAUGCAAUCUUAAGCCUAGAAUUAUUAGUCAUUAGAUAAAUAUAGAUUGGAAUUUGUUCAAAACAAAAUAAUAAACAAAUAAAAUAUUUAUUUUUAUUUUUUUUUAUAAAAUAUAUUAAUGCAUCAAUUUACAACAAUUGAUUUGCAUUUAAUAAAAUAUAUUACUAUAUAAUAUUCGGGUUAUUUAAAAGUUUAUCAUUGUUAUUACAAUGUUGCAUAGCUUUCUACAUAUUGUAAAAUUUAUUUAAAAUAUUUGCAGAAGCCUGUUAUCAAUUAAAUGCGACACAAUAAUUAUUAAUAUUAAUAUAUAAUAGUAUGCACCAGAGUGCAAUUUUAAAAAAAUUAAUUUAGUGAUUCGAAUUUUAUUAAAAAGAAAAAAAAAUGCUA
Messenger RNA from Microplitis demolitor, 2480 nucleotides. Its product is annotated as tyrosine-protein phosphatase corkscrew. Gene Ontology annotation, biological process: protein dephosphorylation. The record is from RefSeq and is a predicted model, not a curated record. The transcript is spliced from 12 exons. NCBI's taxonomy places the organism in Eukaryota, Metazoa, Arthropoda, Insecta, Hymenoptera, Braconidae. Gene Ontology annotation, molecular function: protein tyrosine phosphatase activity. Bases 104 to 1960 code for a protein of 618 amino acids.